Limanda limanda (common dab) is the source of this 357-nucleotide messenger RNA. RefSeq names its product proepiregulin-like. The transcript is spliced from 3 exons. The record is from RefSeq and is a predicted model, not a curated record. Gene Ontology annotation, biological process: positive regulation of mitotic nuclear division; epidermal growth factor receptor signaling pathway; positive regulation of cell population proliferation. Lineage: Eukaryota; Metazoa; Chordata; Actinopteri; Pleuronectiformes; Pleuronectidae.
AUGCUGUUUUGGCCGCAUGUUCUUACCAAGAGCGUCUCACCCAGACUGAAAACUGCAGACAGCACUUCUCUCUCUGCAGGGCAGGGAGAACAGCGCCCUCAUGCGGUGAAGUGGUCAACACAGAGAUGCGACAGCGCUUGUGACCACUACUGUCUGAACAAAGGCCAGUGAAUAUUUCUGGUGGACAUCAAUGAGCAACACUGCACUUGUGAAAAGGGUUUUCACGGCCUCAGGUGUGCCAGUCCGGAGCUUGUCAUCCAGCCAAUGGGAGAAGAGCAGUUAAUUGUGACUGUCUUCUGUGUCAGUCUGCUGAUUAUCAGUCUGACCGGAGCUCUGUACUUCUGCUGUAAAUGGUGA